UUGCAUACCUGGAUGUAAAAUUAAUGAAUGAGUUAAAAAUAUAUGUAUAUAUGCAACGUAGAGCCGGAACGUCAGCCCAGAUGUUUUUGACGUUUUGGGGAUCGCGCGCCCCGCCUUCUUUAGCCGCGUCCUCUCGCGAGGGUUGCUCAGUCGAGAGUCCGAUCCCAGGACGGAGGGAGCGAGCGAGGGGCGCUGGGGUGAGUCUGUAAACAUCCCCCCUUUACUGCCCGCCCGAAACACAGCAGCGACACCCGCUUCCACCCGCUUCCACCCGCCGGGAGCCGAGCCCGGGUUACAAGUAAAGUGUUACUCGUUUUGGGGGAGAAAAAAACAAUGGGUGAUGACCGACCGUUUGUGUGCAGCGCACCAGGAUGUGGGCAGCGGUUCACGAACGAGGACCACUUGGCCGUUCACAAACACAAACACGAGAUGACGCUGAAGUUCGGACCUGCCAGAACAGACUCUGUUAUAAUCGCUGACCAGACCCCCACGCCCACCCGCUUCCUGAAGAACUGCGAGGAGGUGGGUCUGUUCAACGAGCUGGCCAGCUCCUUCGAGCAGGAGUUCAGGAAGGCCACGGAGGACGACGAGAACAAGCGCGUGAAAGUCACGCCCGGGGCGCUGGGCAUGACGUUGGCUUUGACCCCAGAGGUGAAGGUGAAGAAGGAGGAGUCGGUGGACGUCGAUGACUCCUCCCCUCCAGACAGCCCCCGUUCCUUCACCAGCAUGUCGGACAGCGAGGAUGCAGAGGAGGUGCCCCCGAAGCCUGUGCUGAACUCGGCCCCCACCCCCACGAUCGUGCGGCCGGGAUCCCUACCUCUGAACCUGGGUUACGACCCCCUGAACCCCACACUGCCCUCCCCCACCUCUGUCAUCACACAGACCCCGCCUUCCAACAGGCAGCUUGGUUCACCCUCAGGCCCGUACUCCGUCCUGAUGCAGCUUCCGAAUGGACAAGCCAUGCCACUCCCGGGACCCCCUGUGCAGAUGACCUCAGUCAUAUCGCUGGCCCGGCCUAUCUCAAUGGCUCCCAAUAUCCCAGGGAUCCCAGGACCUCCUAUGAACAGUAGCAGCGGCCCUGCCUCUCCCAUUGGCAUGCACAUACCCUCCGAGGCCAAGAUGCGGCUGAAGGCUGCCCUCUCGCACCAGGUCCCCUCUUCCCUGAACGGAGCUCUGAUGAUGGGGUCGGCAAGCAGCAUGGGGCCGUCCCGGCAGGAGCAGAGCCAACUGCUGGUGCAGCAACCCGACGCACCCUCCCCGGUCCAGCCACAGGUGUCCCCAGCCCAGCCCACAGGAGGGAGACGGCGCCGGACCGCAGAGGACGACCCAGACGAGCGGAGGCAGCGCUUCCUGGAGCGGAACCGGGCCGCGGCCUCGCGCUGCCGCCAGAAACGCAAAGUCUGGGUGAACUCUCUGGAGAAGAAGGCAGAGGAGCUGUCCGGCAUGAACGUGCAGCUCUCCAACGAAGUGUCGCUGUUGAGAAACGAAGUGUCUCAUCUGAAGCAGCUCCUGCUGGCUCACAAGGACUGCCCUGUCACCACCCUGCAGAAGAAAGCCUACAUGGGAGGAGAGGAGAGCCCGAAGGACAUGACGGAGCCCACAGCGUCCCCCGCCCCCGUCAUCCAGCACAGCUCCAUGAGCCCCCACACCCCCAACGGCAUGAGCACUCGCGAGGCGGCCGAGGCUCUCGCCAUGUCUGUGCUGGCAGGCAUGGGCAACGCCCCUCGCCCCGCUCACAGUGGCCCCGCCCACAGCAGCUCCGCCCACGUGAUCAUGGCCCCACAGUCCCAGUCUGCUGGCAGAUGAUGGUGAAGAAGUGAAGGGAGCCCUAGAAGUAACCGACGCAGCGAGAGACUGAGGGAGGGGAGGAGACCCUGAGUGAGGGAGGGAGGCAGGCAGGCAGGCAGGCAGGGAGGGAGUCCCCCUCGCCACCUUCAUCCUGCUACCCCUUCCACCUUUGUACUAAACAGCCAGCAGGGAUGGAAAUAAGACUGGCGUUGCGCAGCAGUUUUUCAUUUGUUCUUGGUUUUUCUAUGAGUUUAGUAAGACACGCAUACCUGAGAUUGUUACUGUACCUGUAUAGACACUGUGGCUGAUCGAGCUCAUGGCAAAACCUGGACUGGGCGACACUGCUGUGCAGCAGGAGUCUUGUUCCCACCCCUGGCUGAGGGUUGGCGUUGGUUUGGGGCUGAGGGGGGGGAUAUCUUUGUGGUAAUACUGUACAGUUUAAAGAGACAACUUACUGCAUUCUUUUUUUUUUUUUAAAAAGGGGGUGGUUUCGUAAAACGAUUUUAGCAUAUUUUUGUAUUUUACUUUUUUUUUUUUUUUUUUUUUUUUUUUUUUACCUGCAAGCUCUUCAGUACAAGUAUAGCAGGUACUGCGGGUUUGCAAGCAUAACGCAAGCAAGCAUUGCAUGCACUUGGUUUCAGGCAGAGCUCUUCAAUCGCUACUGCUUCCUAAAGAUUAGUACUCACAGGUGAAAGUGUGGCGCAGCGGUGAGAGCUGGUGGACUGGGAGCCGCGGCGCAGCGGUGAGAGCUGGUGGACUGGGAGCCGCGGCGCAGCGGUGAGAGCUGGUGGACUGGGAGCCGCGGCGCAGCGGUGAGAGCUGGUGGACUGGGAGCCGCGGCGCAGCGGUGAGAGCUGGUGGACUGGGAGCCGCGGCGCAGCGGUGAGAGCUGGUGGACUGGGAGCCGCGGCGCAGCGGUGAGAGCUGGUGGACUGGGAGGCAGUGUGGCCCAGCGGUUAGAUAUGGUAGACUGGGAGGGAGUGUGGCCCU
Polyodon spathula (Mississippi paddlefish) is the source of this 2778-nucleotide messenger RNA. It is a transcript of the gene atf7b, whose product is annotated as activating transcription factor 7b. The coding region runs from base 334 to 1806 and encodes 490 amino acids. Gene Ontology annotation, molecular function: DNA-binding transcription factor activity, RNA polymerase II-specific; cAMP response element binding. The transcript has 12 exons. The record is from RefSeq and is a predicted model, not a curated record. Gene Ontology annotation, biological process: regulation of transcription by RNA polymerase II. NCBI's taxonomy places the organism in Eukaryota, Metazoa, Chordata, Actinopteri, Acipenseriformes, Polyodontidae.